AUGGCUCGAAGCAGAGUGCGCAAGUCAGAUAUCUUGUGCCAUUUGGUGAGAAGUUUUUCAUUCCCACUAUACCAGGAGUCCGUGGUUCUGCUUGAAAAAUACUUGCGUGAUAUCAUCUACAUUCAUCACGUUGUCCUUAGCGGUCCACUGCGUACAAUGGUCGAUAACAUCUACAAUGACAUUGAGCAUCAAGCGCCUGUAAGUCCUGGCCAGGUGGCACUUCUUUUUAGCAUCCUGUCGAGUGCGAUGUAUACAUGGACUCGGACAGAUUCAGCCAAUGCACCCUUUGCGGACCCCUCGAAGGUUAAUGCAACAUCUUCCCUAUGGGUGAAGGGAACUCUCGACUUGCUAGAUCACUGUCGUCGCAUAUCCCUUCAAUCCAUCGAAGCCAUCCAGGCAAUGAUCAUCAUAUCCUUUGUCAUCGCUAAUCUGGAAGGUAUCAGUGCUCGAUUCCGUGACCUGUUGUCAACAGCCAUAACAGCAGCGCGAGAACUCUCGUUGCACAAAGUCGACCAUCAACCAGAGAUAGACGGAAAAGAGGAAACACUUGCUGACUCUGUUGACUCUGAAAUGAAGCGCAGAGUAUGGUGGUAUCUGGUUGCUACGGAUUGGUAUGUAUCAUCGCCCACCGUUGCUCUCGCCGAAGCCGUUACUGAGUGGCACAGGAUGGCAUCACAAUUCCCUGGUCCUCAUAGAGGCACCUACAGCAUUAACCCGUUACAUAUGGUGGUCAAAAAGCCUCGUAAUGUUGACGAUGAAAAUCUUAUGGCUGGUUCCCCCAUCAUUGACCGACCCAGGGAGCAACCUACCGAGAUCGCAUAUAGCCUUCAGCGUAUCAAGCUGGCAGAGAUAUGUCGGGAAGUCAUAGACUCAUCUUCCAUGACCACAUUUAAUGACGGCGAUAUGGAGCCUGGGCGGCUUUUGGGGGUGGACAAGAGGAUUGUUACAUUCAUCGUACAAUUACCACAGUUCUUCCGCCUGGAUGGAGAUGCUCUCGACGGCCUCAUUGCCAAGUACCCGAACAUUGCUCCCGGAAUCAUGAUUCAGCGGUACAUCAUCAAUUCCUUGGUUCACUCACAACGGUGCCGACUACAUCUCCCGUACUUAGCCCGCGGCUUGGUCGAUCCGACGUAUGCCCCCUCAAGAGAGGCUUGCCUGGAAGCAGCUCGGCGUGUCAUACAGGCAGAAAGAAUGCUGGCAAGCGAGGAUAUCCCGUUUGUGCUUACGAGGCUGAAGUUCUCCGGAAUCUUGCAGUGUGUUGGUAUCGCGAUUAUAGCCCUCUUUCUGGACAUGUGUCUUUCUCAGGAACCUGGACCUCGGCAAGCGCGCCGGGCGGAAGUAGUCGAUGCAUGUAGCAUUCUGAAGGACGCCACAAAAGACUCUCCCGUUGCCAUCAGGCUUCUUGAAUCGUUCCAGCGAGUUGUGCGAAAGCAUGAUAUGUCGGUCAGCGAGGUCAUUUCUGAGUCCCUCUGUGCCGACAGCAGCUCAUCCAGCCUGACCGAGAUCAUUGCCGACGAACCGGACAGCAUACCAGCUCUUCCCCACCUGGAUGAGGUUUGGCAGAUUUCGCAAACAGACGCGAACAUCCAAGCAUUCGAUUGGGAUGCCUUGUUCCUUGAACUUGAUUGUCCGAUGUUGUCGAGCUAG
Messenger RNA from Aspergillus piperis CBS 112811, 1647 nucleotides. RefSeq names its product fungal specific transcription factor domain-containing protein. Gene Ontology annotation, biological process: DNA-templated transcription. Lineage: Eukaryota; Fungi; Ascomycota; Eurotiomycetes; Eurotiales; Aspergillaceae. The coding region runs from base 1 to 1647 and encodes 548 amino acids. Gene Ontology annotation, molecular function: zinc ion binding; DNA binding. The record is from RefSeq and is a predicted model, not a curated record. The transcript has 2 exons.